AUGGAUAUUCGUAAAUGGCUGAAAAAGCCAAACACUACAUCGGCGACGUCCCCGCAGCCUGGCAGCAGCUACAGGAGAACCGGAGAAGCCGAGGAGCAUCUGUCAAGGCCACGGCAGCAGGUGCCGAGGCAAAUGGAGGAGAGUGAACUGCCCGCCAUUCCCCCGGUGCCAACAGCCUCUGACCCGGGUUCACCGGUGUUCGGUGCGGCGGGGCCGCCAUCGCACUCGCAGCAACAGUUUCGUUUACCGGAAGACCUCAGAGUUGAAAAGCCAGUUCAAGUUUGUCUCCAGCAGUUUCCAAAGAAACAACAGCAUAAUAAUGACUGUAAACGGUCGUUUUCGGCUAACUGUGGGGAUGCAUGUGAGGGCACACCUGUCCCUCCAAAACGACUGCGGCAGACCACAGAGGCCCUUCAGGAGUACGUGGUGAGUGAAGGCCUUGGGCAGUGCGAAGCAGACAUCCAACAUGAGUGUAAGCAGCUGUUUUUUGCCGUAAUCGACUAUUUUGUGUGA
Messenger RNA from Knipowitschia caucasica, 513 nucleotides. The record is from the annotation of a GenBank genome assembly. Lineage: Eukaryota; Metazoa; Chordata; Actinopteri; Gobiiformes; Gobiidae.